CUACUGGAACAUGCUGCCCCCUUCUCUCCUUUUUUGACAGACAGCUUUGGGCGUCAGCACAAUUACUUGCGAAUUUCUUUGACCGAGAAAUGCAACCUCAGGUGUCAGUACUGUAUGCCCGAGGAAGGUGUUAAGCUGACUCCUAAAUCAGAGCUACUAACUGCUCAGGAGAUAAUCACCCUAGCCAGACUGUUUGUGAAAGAAGGUGUAGAGAAGAUCCGCCUGACAGGUGGAGAGCCACUCAUCCGUCCCGAUGUGGUUGAUAUUGUGGGCUUUCACAAGGUAAUGGAAGGAAUCCACAAAGCCACUGAACUUGGCUAUCGCCCUGUUAAGGUAAACUGUGUGGUGAUGCGAGGCUUGAAUGAGGAUGAACUGCUGGACUUUGUAGAUUUUACAAAGGACCUGCCCAUUGAUGUGCGGUUCAUAGAAUACAUGCCCUUUGAUGGCAAUAAAUGGAACUUUAAGAAGAUGGUGAGCUACAAAGAAAUGCUUGAUACAAUUAAACAGCGAUGGCCUGAAUUGGAGAGAUUACCCUGUGAAACUUCCAGCACAGCCAAGAGUUAUAAGGUGCCACAUUUCCAGGGACAAAUCAGCUUUAUCACCUCCAUGUCAGAGCACUUCUGUGGAUCCUGCAAUCGGCUGAGGAUAACAGCAGAUGGGAACCUAAAAGUGUGCCUUUUUGGGAAUUCAGAAGUGUCCUUGAGGGAUCACCUACGGUCUGGUGCCUCAGAGGAAGAGUUGGUUCAAAUCAUUGGAGCAGCAGUGGGCAGAAAAAAGAAACAGCAUGCUGGCAUGUUUAACAUUUCCCAGAUGAAAAACCGGCCAAUGAUCCUGAUUGAGCCUGCAUUGAUGUCAUUCCCACUAUGCCAAGAUGCCCUACAGAAUCCCUCAAAUUCAAAACAGCGGGGCCACACAUUUAGCCAUUGGCUGACUUUGAGAGCAAGUUUACCCAGACAAAAGGGGAAAACAUUAAUGAAAAAUAAGCUUACAGGACAACUUUUCCUGCCAAGAUUUCACCCAGAGCAACAGUGGCACAUAACAGGAAUUCUACAAACCCAGCUCAGAGGCUACUGUGUCUUCCAGAAGGACCCAAGCUCCACAUUUGAUACAAAGUGCCUUGACACUUCUCUUGUUGGCCAAGUUUCUGUGGACUGUCAGUCCAAAGAGGCAAGUUCAGGAUCGGAAUUCUAUACCAUGGAUUUGGGAUCUUGCACCAAGGUACCUCAUGCCUCUGACAACUUGACUCACACUGAUGAGGAAGGACGGGCCACAAUGGUUGAUGUUGGAGGGAAGCCAGAUUCAAGAAGAAGUGCUGUUGCUGGUGCUGUGGUCCUGCUGGGUGAGAAGGCAUUUGGGAUGGUGAGGCAAAACCAGGUGAAGAAAGGGGAUGUGCUGGCAGUAGCCCAGAUUGCAGGGAUUCAGGGAGCCAAGCUGACCAGCCAGUUGAUCCCGUUGUGUCACAACAUCCCGCUCUACCAUGUUGAGGUGUCUCUGAGUCUGGAUGAGGCUAGAUAUGCAGUGGUGAUUCGCAGCUCCUGUCAGACCUGGGGGAGGACAGGUGUGGAGAUGGAAGCUCUGACAGCUGCCAGCCUGACUGCCCUGACGGUGUAUGACAUGUGCAAAGCAGUUACUCAUGACAUUGUCAUCGAAGAUGUGAAGUUGCUUAGUAAGACAGGUGGGCAGAGGGGAGACUUCUCAAGGGUCUAGGUAAUAUUCAGAUACCUCCAGCCCUCCAAAUGACCACUGCUCAUGUUCAGCCUCUUACAGAACUACUUUUUCUCAUCUGGUGGGAUUGGAGACAUCAGCAGGUGUACAGUACAGCAACCCCAUGACUCCAGCAUUGCCUUACUCUGUCAGCUUACUGCUGGGUGACCAGUGAAGCCACUUAUCCCUGUUAAAAACCAUAUGUGUUUUCUAGAGGACAAAUUUCUCUGCUCUGCCAAUACCUCCAUUUCAGUGUCCUCACAAUGAGCUUGAGGAAAGAUGCGUGGUUAUACCACAGAGGUUUUUGGUUUGAGUUUUGGUGGAUUUUUUUCCUUUGUGCUGUGAAAUACUGACACCUGCUGUAAUCACACCAUGCAACUGUGAGCUCUGGAAAUGAAGCUAGUGCUGAAAGUGCUGUUAUUUGGCAACUAUUUUUAAGACAAGGAUUAAGAUUUCAGAAUUCUGUCUAUCUGCCUGUUCUCCUAACCUCCUUGGUUGAAUUUAGAAGGUGGCAGUGAGAAGAACAUAGCUGAGGAACCUCACCAUACAGCAGAGAUUAUAACCAUGGAACAGUCAGGGUCAGGUGGCAGCUCCCAUCCCUUUGCAUUGCUACUGCCUUCCUUCACAGAAUCAAAAGAUCUCAGAAUGGCUAAGACUGGAAGGGGCCACACUGGGUCAUCUGAUCCAACCUCCCUACUCAGGCAGGGUCAUCCUAGAGCACAUUGCACAGGACUGCAUCCAGAACGCAGUAUCUUCAGCAAGGAAGCCUCUACAACCUCUCUGGGCAAUCUGUUCCAGUGCACGGUCACCUGCAUAGUAGUUCUUCUUCAUAGUCAGGUGGAACUUCCUGUUCAUCAGCUUCUCUCUGUUGCCACUUAUUCUACUGUUCAGCAUCACCAAGAACAGCCUGGCUUCAUCUGCUUGGCACUCCCCCCGUUCCAAUACUUAUAGACAUUGAUGAGAUCCUCUCUGUCACCUAUGGCAGCUGCCCAGUUCUCUGCAAAACAUGAUGCAGAAACAGGAAUUCUAGGCUUGAAAGAAUUAUUUUGCUGAUCUGAAAGACAUGUUUUACAACGUUAGAAGCAUGUUCUGGCAUUUUGUCCUUAGCACUGGAAUACAUUGAUGCCCUGCAUUUGCAUGCUUAAGGGCUUAAUUGUGCUGUGCACAGAAGUAGGUAUCAGCUCUCCCUGACUUUAGAAAGAGAUGUUACACCAAACCCUAGAAGACUCCAAAUUUUUUAAUUCUACAAUGCAGUUCCUAGUAACCAGCAACCUGCAUAGUCCUGACAGAUAAAACAAAGUUAAUACUAGUAGCCACUUGAAAGAGUAAGGUAAUUGCUUUUGCCUUGGCCGGAGUGUUUUCCUGCAUGUUUCUCUGAUUUGCUUUCGUGAAGUCUUCUGGCCUUGGAGCACUUGAGUGUCUCCAUAAAUAGAGCAGUGGCCACUGUCACGUAACAUUAAAUAGUUUUGAUAAUUGACUGUCUUAGAUAAGAAAUUACUCAACAUUCUUGUUAAUACUGACAGAUCCUUUUCAGAUGUUAAUUUAAAUGCUUUAAACAGGGUGUUACUAGUUUACUACUGCUUAUGGGUUAUGUGAAGUUGCAUAUGAUUCAGGGUGCUUCCUCUCCAUAUGCACAGAGUUGAAGACAGCUCUAAUAAGGUCAAAGACUCUACAAAAAAAAGGGCAUCUUAAGCUUUGCAAGUAGCUGCUUCUCAUGAAAUAAGGUUAAAUUACUGUGAGCAUUAUUAAAGCACAUACCACACUGCCAACACCCAUCGUGCUCACUUAAAGUAAGCACAGGUCUAAGAUGAGGAGGCAAUAGGUUUUACUACAGAUCUUGUACACGAGCUAUCACAAAAGGCAUUUUUUUCCAUUGCAGGUGAAUGAAUUUGAUUCUUCAUUCACUGUCACUGGGAGAUAAGGCACAUACAGUGACAGACAUAGCAGCUAUAGCUGAAAGGGAAAGGAGUCUGGAAAACUUGAUGCCAAAAUUCCAUGAACAUUUGUACACCUACAUUCAGUGUUACAGUCCUGACUCCCUUGAUAUCACUGUGCUUCUCAGGAGCGUACCUAGCACUGCCGUACUGAGCAACAACAAUUUCUCCCUGAUCCUGCAAAUACAAGAGACUGUGUUCAUCUGUGAAAUCACUGUGCCCAUAGCACAAAAGUCUCCUUAGCUCAGCAUGGAAACAAAUUGCCAGGAAAAGGAAGCACAUGUGUAACCUGUUAACUUAUUUACACAAGCACUUACCUGCACUCAGCAUACACAAAGCACCCAAACUUUCACCCAGUCUCUAGAUAAUUUUGAAAGUGAAAAGGAAACUAGAUGUACUCAGUAGUAAUAAACUGAUGCUUUAGGCACAUGAUUCUCUAGCUGAUGCUAAGUUUGCUGUCAUGCUGUAAACCUCACACAAAGGACUCAGGACCAUACAAGGGACUACUGAAGCACACACAUGACCACCAAGCACAUCUUGCUACUUACGCACAUUUCACUACUUUGUUGGUUUGAGAGUGGCUGGAAGUGUAGGGCAAACUGACUUUGGUGCCAUUUUAUGCUCAUGUUACAUUAUCAAGUCUUUAAACUAUGCACAUUUAUAGGUAAUGAACCAAGCAUGAGUCAACAGAACAUUUUGUGAGAGAAAUGAGUUGAGAGCGCUGUAUGUUUCAGUGGUCCUGGGUGGGCCAUGGUGUAAUAUAUGUUGAUGAACUGACUACUUUUUGGAGGCUUGCUUUUUUUUGUCCACUGUAUUUUUAAUAAAUACUAGUUGUAAUGGA
Lepidothrix coronata (blue-crowned manakin) is the source of this 4479-nucleotide messenger RNA. It is a transcript of the gene MOCS1, whose product is annotated as molybdenum cofactor synthesis 1. The transcript has 9 exons. Gene Ontology annotation, biological process: Mo-molybdopterin cofactor biosynthetic process. Gene Ontology annotation, molecular function: 4 iron, 4 sulfur cluster binding; GTP 3',8'-cyclase activity; cyclic pyranopterin monophosphate synthase activity. The record is from RefSeq and is a predicted model, not a curated record. Bases 115 to 1707 code for a protein of 530 amino acids. NCBI's taxonomy places the organism in Eukaryota, Metazoa, Chordata, Aves, Passeriformes, Pipridae.